AUGUUACCGAUGGAAGUACUAGCUGAAGAGCGAACAUCCUUGUACUGGCGUAGGAAAGCAGAAUUGCUGAGUCCCGAAGAGCUGGCGACCGAGGAGCGACAUGGAUGCUUCAGGGCCUAUCUUCAUAAAUUUAAGCAUGAAGAUUCUGCCGAGUGCCCUCAUUGUGCUGGGGAAUUCGAAGAUGCAGAUCACGUAUUCUUCAAGUGCCCCCGUUUCGACGAAGCCCGGAAUGAGUGGGAAUAUCAACUGGGGAGGAAAGUCCUCCCGGAAGUAUUGACGGAAGCGAUGCUGUCAUCACAAGCAGCCUGGGAAGCAACGAGCAACUUUGCAACACAAGUCUUGAAAGAGCUCAGAGACGAGGAACGCAAGCGGAAAGCUGCAUAUAGUGAAAAUUUUGGAACCUCCUAA
Diachasma alloeum is the source of this 408-nucleotide messenger RNA. RefSeq lists its product as uncharacterized. NCBI's taxonomy places the organism in Eukaryota, Metazoa, Arthropoda, Insecta, Hymenoptera, Braconidae. The coding region runs from base 1 to 408 and encodes 135 amino acids. The transcript is spliced from 2 exons. The record is from RefSeq and is a predicted model, not a curated record.